This is a messenger RNA of Aedes albopictus (Asian tiger mosquito), 1855 nucleotides long. RefSeq lists its product as uncharacterized. The coding region runs from base 36 to 1718 and encodes 560 amino acids. Gene Ontology annotation, molecular function: nucleic acid binding; RNA-DNA hybrid ribonuclease activity. The transcript is spliced from 2 exons. NCBI's taxonomy places the organism in Eukaryota, Metazoa, Arthropoda, Insecta, Diptera, Culicidae. The record is from RefSeq and is a predicted model, not a curated record.
CUUUAUUUAAUGUGUAUACAGCGGCUCUACACAAUAUGUUUGAAAAUGACGAAAUAUUAAUUCAGUUUGCAGAUGAUUUUGCUUUGAUAAUAAAAGAAAAAAACCUAGAAAAAUUAAACAAUAAAACUCAACAUGCAGUCAAUAUUAUAUUCAGAGAACUAGAAAAGUUAAACUUUAGUGUAAACCCUCAAAAAACAAAAGCCAUACUUUUUCAAAAUAGUAACAAUAUGCUAGAUCUAAAAGUUAAUAAUAUAGAAAUAGAAACAGUUAAAUCGCACCCCUAUCUUGGAAUAACUUGGGAUAGAUAUAUGAGCUUCGGUAUACACAUUAAAAACACAAAACUUAAAAUAAUAGACAGACUUAACAUGAUCAAAGUAAUAAACGGUUUAAAACAAGGAGCCCAUCCACAAACUAUGGUUUUGAUUUACAACACAAUUUUUCGUAGUGUAAUGGAGUACGGAGCUUCAAUCUUCAACAAUGCACGAAAGACAAACAAAAAAUUGUUGAGCACAAUUAAUAAUCAAGGUCUACGUAAAAUAACCGGCUGCACCAAAACUACUCCUUUGAAUUCUCUGAUUGCAGUUGCCGCAACUCAAACUUUGGAAGAUAGACAUGAAUUAGUUACCUGUAAAGAAAUAGCAAGAUCCAUAUUUAACAAAAACCUAGUUGCUACACAGUUAUUAUCAUUAAAUGAAGGGACUGAUAACGAUAAAUUAUCAUACAUGGAAUCAAUUUUCAUUAAAGAACAAGCCAUUUUCAAAGUUAUAUCACCUCUUACGACUAUUGAUAGUAGUAUACCCAAGAUCGAAAUAUUUCCUGAAUUAGACUCCAUUAAAUCGUCGAAAAAUACUACAAAUCCGAUUAAACUAAAACAAGCUGCACUAUAUCUUUUUAAUGGUAAAUACAAAAAUAGGCCAAAAAUAUUUACAGAUGCUUCUAAAAUAAAUAAGCAAUGUGGAAUAGGUAUUUACAAUGCUUACAAUAACAAUAGAUACUCAUUCAAACUAGAAACAGAGACAUGUAUUACAAAAGCAGAAUUAUUAGCCAUAGAUAAAGCACUUUCUUUAAUUGAUGAAGAACAAACAAAUUUAGCUGUUAUUUAUACCGAUUCUAAGUCAUCUUGUUUGAUAAUCGAUUCUGGUCAACAUUCUAGACAAACAUCAAAAUUAGUAAAACAAAUUAUAGAUAAAGCUUCUAAGUGGAACGUAACAAUACAAUGGAUACCUAGUCAUAUCAAUAUUAUAGGUAAUGAAAUAGCUGAUAGACUUGCAAAGUUUGCUCUUACUGGUAACUCGAUCAUUUCUAACUGCAUACUACUUUCAGAUGCCUUUAUUUUGUUUAGAGAAAAAUCAAUUGAAAACACGAAUCUGUGGUACCGAGAAUAUUCAACUGAGAAGGGCAAAACAUUUUUCCAGUUUCAACAAUCAAUUAACAAAGAAGCAUGGUAUUUCAAUAAAAAUUUUACAAAUCAGAAUGUAAGAUUGCUGAAUAGACUAAUAACAGGGCAUGAUUACUCUAAAUUUUGGAAAGCAAAAAUGAAAUUAGUUGACGAUGAAAUGUGUGAAAUCUGUGACGAACCUGAAAAUGGAGAGCACGUUGUGUUACAUUGUGUGAAAUACGGAAUGACGCGAUCGAAAUACUCAUUUGAUUGCAAGUUUCGUAGUUUAAUUGAUCUGUUCAAAACUUAUUUGACUGAUCUUAUCAUUGGUGAUGGUUGAUAGAGGGAAACGGGGGAGCCUUGUACUUAGUGGAACGCCUGAGUACAACUCUCGCUAAUAACCACAGGGCAUUAUAGUCUUUGCCACUCUGCCCUUAAACGAACUGUCGGUGACAGUUCCAGAGAUAAAGAAGAAGA